AAGCCAUUCUGAUUUGCACCCUGCUUUAAUAAGAGGGGAUUCAUCACAGCCUGAGCUCAGAAAAAGACAGAGCUUACAGAGCAGAGCACAAAGUAACUGUGGGCAGGGCAUUGCUGCACAGAGCUGAGGCAGCAACAACAACACAAGCCAGCCUUCUUCUCCAGACAACAGGACCUGUGUUUGGGUUGAGCAUGGGACUGCAUGGGUCUAAACACCCUCAUCAGGCUCAGAUUGUGAUGCUGGGCCUGGACGGCUCGGGGAAGUCCACCCUGCUCUACAAGCUCAAGUACAACGAGUCUGUCAUCACCGUGCCCACCGUGGGCUUCAACGUGGAGAUGCUGGAGACGGAGGCGAGGGGUCCGGGGUUGACCGUGUGGGACGUGGGAGGCCAGCAGAGGAUGAGGCCCCACUGGAAGCACCACUACCCGGGCACGGAGGCCCUGGUGUUUGUGGUGGACAGCUGGGACCGCAGGCGUUUGGAUGAGGCAAAGAAAGAGCUUCAUCAGGUGCUGAGGAGCGGGAGUCUAAAAAGCCUUCCUCUGGUGGUGCUGGCCAAUAAGCAGGACCUCCCCGGGGCAGCAAGCCCACAGGAGAUCACCCACAGGUUGGACCUGAGAAGGGUAUGUGGAAAUAGGGAUUGGUUUGUCCAGCCGUGCUCUGGGAGGACUGGUGUGGACCUGGAGGAAGGCUUCAGAAGGGUUGCCUAUAUGUUGAAGACUUCACUAAAGCAGACUAAGGCGGAUAUAAAGAACACAGUAAAACAACUGAAACCCAAAGCCAUUACGAUGAUGACCAAGACACAAGGCCUGGGCUGCAGCUAAGACCAGUGAUUAUAAAACCCUAUCGAUGGGUGUAAUAAUCUCCCUUGGAUUAUUUUGUAUUCUUCUUCUGGAUUAUUUUGAGCAGAGUACCUGAUUUAGAAUGCCCUGUGUUGGAUCAUUCUGACCUAAUCAUUCUUGAAUAUGGGAACAAGACUCUCCAGAACAAACUUGAGAUCCCAACGUAUCUAACGCUGAAAGCUAUCAUUUUGCACGUUUGUUGUAUCAAAAACACUUUUGAACAAUGUGAAUUUCUGCAUUUCCUUGUGAAUUUUUUUAUUAUAAAUUAAAAACCACUCA
Messenger RNA from Oncorhynchus mykiss (rainbow trout), 1118 nucleotides. Its product is annotated as ADP-ribosylation factor-like protein 14. Gene Ontology annotation, molecular function: GTP binding; GTPase activity. NCBI's taxonomy places the organism in Eukaryota, Metazoa, Chordata, Actinopteri, Salmoniformes, Salmonidae. The record is from RefSeq and is a predicted model, not a curated record.